AUGCAAAGAGAGGGGAACAUGAAAAUCAGAGGGAUAUAUUUUUUUCUCCUCGGUUUAUGGAUUUUUUCGGUGUGUGAUUGUAAAAGGGAUAUAGGGGACUUGUUAAAUUUUAUUGGUAGAAAAAAGGCGUUUAGUAUGGGAAAAAGAAAAGAUACGAAAUUUUAUAUGGAGGGAAAUAGAACAAAGGUAGUAAUAGGCGAAGAAAAGGAAUUUGCAUUAAAUGAUGAUAAUUAUAUAAGAGAAUUGAAAAAUGUAAAAGUAAAAAGAAAUAUAAGCGAAGCUUUACAUAUGGCUACAUAUGAAGAGAUGAAGAGAGACAAGAAUGUAUAUGUAUUAGGUGAAGAUGUCGGGUUAUAUGGAGGUUCCUAUAAAGUUACAAAAAAUCUAGCUCAUUUUUUUGGUUUUGCAAGAGUAUUAGAUACUCCAAUAUGUGAAAAUUCUUUUAUGGGUUUAGGUAUAGGAUCAUCUAUAAAUGGACUAAGACCAAUAAUUGAAGGAAUGAAUUUAUCCUUUUUGAUAUUAGCAUUUAAUCAAAUAUCUAAUAAUGCAUGUAUGUUGAGAUAUAUGUGUGAUGGGCAAUUUAAUAUACCUAUUGUUAUUAGAGGACCUGGAGGGGUUGGAAAACAAUUGGGACCUGAGCAUUCGCAAAGAAUAGAAUCAUAUUUAAUGAGUAUACCAGGAAUAAAAAUUGUAUCUUGUUCUACACCUUUUAAUGCUAGAGGAUUAUUAAAAUCGUCUAUUAGAGAUAAUAACCCUAUAUUAUUUUUAGAGCAUGUUUUAUUAUAUAAUAUAGAGGAUGAUAUUCCUCUUUUACCAUAUACAUUACCUAUUGAUAAAGCAGAAGUAGUUAAAACAGGUAUACAUCUUACUAUUUUAUGUUAUGGUAUUACAAGACACAUUGCAAUGGAAGCAGCGAAAGAACUAAGUACAAUUAACAUUGAUGUAGAAGUAAUAGACUUAAUUUCAUUAAAGCCUUUUGAUAUGGAAACUAUAGAAUAUUCUCUUAAAAAAACAAAUAAAUGCUUAAUUUUGGAUGAGUCUGCAGGAUUUGGGGGUAUAGGAGCUGAAUUGUAUACACAAAUUGUAGAAAAAUUUUCUUCCUACUUAAAAAGAAAACCUGUUCGCCUAUGCACCAAAGAUGUACCUAUUGCUUAUUCUAAUAAAUUUGAAGACGCCUGUAUAGUAAAAAAGGAGGAUGUGGUAUAUAUGGCCACCUACAUGCAUUCCUAA
Molecule: messenger RNA, 1230 nt
Organism: Plasmodium malariae
Lineage: Eukaryota; Apicomplexa; Aconoidasida; Haemosporida; Plasmodiidae
Product: pyruvate dehydrogenase E1 component subunit beta, putative
Exons: 1
Coding region: 1-1230 (409 amino acids)
Biological process (GO): pyruvate decarboxylation to acetyl-CoA
Molecular function (GO): pyruvate dehydrogenase (acetyl-transferring) activity
Source: RefSeq, a predicted model, not a curated record